Messenger RNA from Mesitornis unicolor (brown roatelo), 535 nucleotides. Its product is annotated as histone H2A.J. The record is from RefSeq and is a predicted model, not a curated record. The transcript has a single exon. Gene Ontology annotation, cellular component: nucleosome. Gene Ontology annotation, molecular function: protein heterodimerization activity; DNA binding; structural constituent of chromatin. Lineage: Eukaryota; Metazoa; Chordata; Aves; Mesitornithiformes; Mesitornithidae. The coding region runs from base 1 to 390 and encodes 129 amino acids.
AUGUCUGGUCGUGGGAAACAGGGAGGCAAAGUCCGAGCUAAGGCCAAGUCGCGCUCGUCGAGAGCCGGGCUGCAGUUCCCCGUGGGCCGUGUUCAUCGGCUUCUUCGGAAAGGUAACUACGCCGAGCGGGUGGGGGCUGGAGCGCCUGUCUACAUGGCUGCCGUGCUGGAGUACCUGACGGCCGAGAUCCUGGAGCUGGCGGGCAACGCGGCCCGCGACAACAAGAAGACGCGCAUCAUCCCCCGCCACCUGCAGCUGGCCAUCCGCAACGACGAGGAGCUCAACAAGCUGCUGGGCAAGGUGACGAUCGCGCAGGGCGGUGUGCUGCCCAACAUCCAGGCCGUGCUGCUGCCCAAGAAGACCGAGAGUCACAAAGCUAAAAGCAAAUAAGCUGACCGAGCAGAGCUGCUCAGACUUUUACAUCAAAACAUUACAACCCAAAGGCUCUUUUCAGAGCCACCCACAAAGUCAGAAAAGAGUUGUGUUGCUUUCUUUACAAAAGUGCUCUGGUGCUAAGUAUUUCUUACAUGCUGCC